Punica granatum (pomegranate) is the source of this 1121-nucleotide messenger RNA. Lineage: Eukaryota; Viridiplantae; Streptophyta; Magnoliopsida; Myrtales; Lythraceae. The record is from RefSeq and is a predicted model, not a curated record.
UAUCAAUUAAUAUAUCAUAUAUGUGGAAUUAAGGAACCCCAAAAUAAAGAAAAAACAAUGCCAAGAGCCCUUUCACUACUGCUCUCCACUUCCAUCUUCAAUGUCCCCUCUUCUCUCUUUAUUCUCAUCUCCAUCUAUCACCAUGCCCGGCUCUCACAAGCUUAUAAUGUCUUCAUCUAUGGAGGUUGCUCCCAAGAGAAGUACCAACCCGGCCCGAACUCCCCCAUGGUAUCCAACCUCAACUCGUUCCUCGCGUCGGUGGUGAGCUCAUCCUCACAGGCUUUGUACAACAGCUUUGCCAUCGGGAAUGGGACCUCGAUCCCACCUGAAGCCGCCAUCUAUGGCUUAUACCAGUGCCGGGGCGACUUGAAAGUGCCUGACUGCACGGGAUGCAUCCGGAGCGCUGUUAACCAGAUCAGUUUAGUGUGUCCCUAUAGUUAUGGGGCGGCUCUGCAGCUCGAAGGCUGUUAUGUUAGGUACGAACACGUCAACUUUUUAGGACAGCUCGACACGAGUCUAAGGUAUAAGAGGUGCAGUAAGAGUUCAGAGAACGAUAUAGAGUUCUUUAGGAGGAGAGACGGUGUCCUGGCGGACCUAAAAGCAGCAAAUGGGUUCCGGGUCAGCAGCUCGGGUACGGUCGAGGGUUUUGUGCAGUGUUUGUGGGAUCUCAGCCCAGCGGACUGCUCGUCCUGCCUGUCGGAAGUGGUCGGGCAGCUGAAGACAAUGUGUGGAUUGGCUGCUGCCGGUGAUGUCUUCCUGGGUCAGUGUUAUGGCCGGUAUUGGGCAUCUGGUUACUAUGAUUUCUCUAAAGAUUCCUCCACCACCAGCAAUGAUCAAGUGGGAAAGGCAGUGGCCAUUAUCGUCGGCUCGGUCGCCGGUCUUGCUGUUUUAGUGGUCUCUCUCUCCAUCUGCCGUAAAGCCACUGGCUAAAGAGCGAGAGAGAUAUAUGUGCUUCCUUCCUCAAAUGCACAAAUAGGAUGAUGAUAUUCCAGGUAGACUCAUAGUCAAAAUGUCUACCAUAAACUGUUAUAUCUACUUCUUCUUAAAGGUGAUGUUCGAAUAGAAGACAUCACAACUCAAAACUUACGAGAUCUAAUUAAGCAUUUUGGUUUUGAUCGACU